Molecule: messenger RNA, 3119 nt
Organism: Brassica oleracea var. oleracea
Lineage: Eukaryota; Viridiplantae; Streptophyta; Magnoliopsida; Brassicales; Brassicaceae
Exons: 16
Coding region: 150-2879 (909 amino acids)
Source: RefSeq, a predicted model, not a curated record
CGAUUUUCAAAUCUUCCCUCCGCGUCUGAGCUCCGUCGGCGAUUGUCUCCCCGGUGCCGUUGAACGUUAGCCGUUAGCGCCUACUACAUAAUCAACUAUAGAACGAUCUAAUCGUAAAUUGUCAAGAGUAGUACUGAACAGAGUUCGCCAUGUCUACAGCUGCUAAAAAAAGUUCUACAGAAGCUAAGGAGAAAGAUCUAAUGUUUGACAAAGACAUGGAAAAGGAUACAUGGGAUUUUAAGUCGAUGACAGAUGAUGAUCCAAUGGAUUUUGGAUAUGGGUCACCUGCAAAAAAAGAUAAGAAAAAGAAUGCUUUCAACCUGGAUAUGAGUUUCGACCUGGGUGGAGAUUUCGGAUCAUCAUUCAAAAUGGACAUGUCAGACUUUGAUUUCUCCAGCCCGGCCAUGAAAACCACAAAAACAAAACAAAACUCUGACGAUAGUGGAGAUCUAAAACAGAAAAAGAAUCCGUUUCACUUCUCUUGUGAUUUUGACGCGUUAGGUGACUUGGAUCUUGAUUCAAACCCACUGAAGAAGGGAAACGAGACUACGACCAAGUCCAUGGAUUUCGAAGAAUUUGCUGGUUCAAAAUUUUCUGAGAAGUCUGACUCUUUCGACUUUGGCCCAGACUUACCAACAACUAGACAAGCUGUCUCCCGGGCAAAUACAGAUGUCAAGGCAAAUACUUCAGCUGAAAAAGAAAACCAAAAUUCCAAGGGUGCAGAUAGUAUGAGCAGCAUACACUCGAAGCAAGCUGAUAGUAACAGCAGCACACACUCGAAGCAAGCUACACUAGAGAGCAAGGAAAAUUUUGAGGAGGUGGAUUCACCUCAACGUCUAAGGAUGAUAACCUCUCGAUUUCAUACAGUGCGUGGACAACCUCAGCCUGCCAACAUUUCACACUUGAGGACAUCAUAUUCAAAGGUUGAAGAAAAUAAUAAACCCUGUCUUUCAAAUGAGACAGCAGAACCCUCGCCAUUACAUUCUUCUGAGACUGCACAUACUGCAGCAAGCAGAGAAACCACUCCAGGAAGCCAUGAAAUCUGCAGGUCUGGCACGAAAGAAGAUUCUCCUAGAGAUACAGAAGAGAAUGCCAACAACAAAAUGAUUUCCGCCACAAAAUCACGUUAUGAGAAGACUGAACCAAACAUCUCAUCUCUUUCAUGUUUGGACAAGAUCAAACAUCAACAAGAAGAGAUGGAUACAGACACUCAGGCAGAAAUACAAGAUCACACUAGAAGAACAUUAUGUGUUCCAGAUGCCGGUCAUUCUCAAACAACUCUCCCAGAAAAAGUACCAUCAGGUUCUCAACUAGGCCAAACUGCCCAGGUACAAGAUUCGAGUUCAAAGCUGCCACAGGAUCCAUCCGACAGCGUGCCCAGGCUCAGUGAUUUGAAGGCCAUGCAAAACAGUGACUCAGGACAGAUCAGAUCCAUGUUUUUCAAGAAGAUAGAAAAACCACAAUCACAUGUGCUUGAGUCUCCAACUCAAACAGAGAUUCGUCCAGUUACACGUGAAAGAAUUGGGUCGGAUGUGAACCCUACAAUUAAUAAAAGACAUGAUAAUGAAGAUGCCUUACCUGGAUCCCAAACUAGAACAGCUCCAACUGAGCUUGCCAAAAUGGAUUCCAAAACAGCAAAUGUCAAUACUAACAGCAGUUCCCAUGAAAAGAUAAUCCAGAAGGACCACUCAGGUACCAGGAUCUUUGAAAAUGUGGCCGGUCUGAUGGAUCACUCAAAGCUGCUAGCUAAAAAUACAACCAGAGAGAAGUCCACCUUACAGUGCAAUACAAGCAGCUCAAACCCCGAUGCUUCUAGCUUGACUGGGAAGCUAAACAAACAUUUGAGUUCUGGAGGCGAAUCUUUGCAGAAGUCCAAAAUGGUAUCGCUUGAAAGGCCUAAACUUGGAAAUAUUAUAUCUGAUCUGCGUGCAGCAACUCAAAGGGCCAUUGGAGUAAACAAAGACAAACCAAAUUCUGCAGUGCAACCACAAGUUAACCCUUCCACAAGGAGUGAGAGAAAUACCGAGGCACCGAUUAGAAAGAGCUCUGAGAUUCAUCAUUUGGCUCCCAGAGACAAAACACAAGUCCUGCAGUAUAGGAACGUUGGAGUAAACAAAGACCAAACCAGUUCUGCAGUGCAACCAGAAGUUACCUCUUCCACAAGAACUGAGAAAAAUACCGAGGCGCCUGUUAGAAAGAGCUCCGAGAUUCACCAAUUGGCGCCCAGAGACAAAACACAUUUCCUGCAGUAUAUGAACAUUGGAGGAAACAAAGUCCAACCCAUUUCUGCAGUGCAACCAGAAGUUCGCUCUUCCAUAAGCAAUAAUAAAAAUACCGAAGCACCAGUUAAAAAGAUCUCUGAGAUUCAUCAUUUGGCUCCAAGAAACAAAACGCAAAUCCUGCACUGCCCACCUUCUUUAAAGCGGAAGGCUCUCGAUGAGGAUCCGAAUAGAUCGCUGAUGCCACAACUUAAACGCUUUUCCAUGUCUCCAAGAGAAAACAGGAACAUUGAGGAGCACGCACACGCAGUUGGGCAAGGAAAGUUCUCAAGUCAAGCGAGUAGACUAGAUGACAAUACAACCAAGCAGCUUGUCAAAGAAAGCCCCCGGACUAAACCUCAUCCCCAAAUUACGAACAUGGCAAAUAUGGAAAUCCCGAUCACGGAGUAUGAUGAAAACAUUGAGAAAGCUGAAUCAUAUACAAAAGAACUCGACAGUAUCUGCAACAUUCUGAAGAAGAAACAUGAGGAAGCCAAAGAGUUGCUUGUCCGUGCUGUCGUAAACAACAAUAAGCUACUGAUGCUCAACCAUCCUUUACAUGAAGACAAAAUUCGUAUGGUCCUGAAUUUCGCAGCUAAGUUGAGUUUAGGGGAGACAUGAUGAAACACUCAAACAACUGUUGCUUUGCGAGGUUCAACACCUUAUGGUCAAAAGUCCAGAAACGUUGACGUCACACUAGUCCAAGGUAUUUGAUCAUCUUUCUCAUUUUGCGGUUAAAUAAAGGAGAAGAAAACGUGAAUGUUGGAACUUAAUAUAUAAAUACAAUAAACAAUCACCACUAUAGCUUAAGAAAAAUUGAUCCAGAUGAAUUUAGAAACAGGUAAUAUGUGUUUUGUUAUU